This is a messenger RNA of Sander lucioperca (pikeperch), 578 nucleotides long. Its product is annotated as alpha-2-HS-glycoprotein-like. Gene Ontology annotation, cellular component: extracellular region. Gene Ontology annotation, molecular function: endopeptidase inhibitor activity. Gene Ontology annotation, biological process: negative regulation of endopeptidase activity. Bases 64 to 516 code for a protein of 150 amino acids. NCBI's taxonomy places the organism in Eukaryota, Metazoa, Chordata, Actinopteri, Perciformes, Percidae. The record is from RefSeq and is a predicted model, not a curated record. The transcript has 4 exons.
ACUCCACCCCCUAUCCAGGUCUACAUAACCCUGUCUCCAUCCUCUACCUCUCUAUUUUGCACCAUGAAGGGAUUUCACAUUGUGGUGCUGCUGUCCUCGGCCGUGCUGCUGGUCAGCGCUGCUCCGGCUCUGGAGCUGGUGACAUGCAGCAAAGAGAGUGGAGCUGCGGCUGCACGGCUGACUAUGCAUCGCAUCAACGAGAACCAUGGCCACGGCUACAAGUUCAGACUCCAAGAGAUCCAAGGCAACAAAGUGGAAACGGUGGACGGAGGCUGUAACCUCGAGCUGCAGUUGAACCUUCUGGAGACAGUGUGCCAUGUCAUCAACCCCAAACACUUUGAGGACUGUGAGAUCCGUGAAGAGGCUGAGCGGGCAGUGAUGGCUAACUGCACCAUAAAGAUGAGCGUUAGAAAUACUGACGCCAACGUCACCAAGUAUGAGUGUGACACGCGACAAGUAAAGACCAACCUGGAAAUGGUGACGAUUUGCCCUGAUGUCCCACGCUGGACCCACUGAACAGCACUGAAGGUCUGAAGUCUGUAAUGAAGCUGUGAGCAAAUUCAACCAGAACACCACCA